AUGGCUGCCUCGGAAUCGGUCUGGGCCUUUGUCGCCAAGGAAAACGGCGACGACGGCGUCAUCGUCAAAGGUGCCGAGCCGCCCACCUCAGCAGCAGAGCACAUCCAAGCUCGGUGUGCUCGAGUAGUCCCGCUAAUUCAGGCCAACCCAGAUCAGCCAAAGCUCGAUCUCGAUCUCUACAUCCAGAAUUACAGAGGCCGAACCCGGUUCGAGCGACUUCUCUUCAUCGGCAAGACAUGCAUCCCACUAUGCGUCGAGGCUCUCAAAGCAGCCGUCAGCGAGGCCAAGAAGGGCUCGGACGUUUCCCGCUAUAAGGAAGCUUGGGAAUGCAUCCGGCGAGCCGCCCCAGACGAGCCCGAGGCCCAGCGUGACGAAGCCUGGAUAGACCGCAUGGAGGCGGCAAACAAGGCCGAGACGGCGCGCCUCGAGGCAGAGCUCAAGGGCUACAAGAACAAUCUGAUCAAGGAGAGCAUCAGGAUGGGCAACGAAGACCUUGGCCAACACUUCGAGAACAUUGGAAGGCUCGAGGCCGCCUCUGACUACUAUUCACGGAUGCGCCAAGACGUUAGCACCACCAGGCACAUCAUAGACUGUGGCCAGCGUCUCGCCAAUGUCUCCCUCGAACGCAAGGACUGGCACAUGGUCUUGACAAACAUCGGAAAGGUUACUAGUCUGCCGGGCUCAGGGCUCGACCCUGCUACCGACCUUGACGCGUUUGCAUAUAUCCAGACCAUUUCAGGGCUUGCAUGGCUAGGCUUGGGUAACUACGCCGAGGCUACAGCCCGGUUUCUCAAUGUGCCAAAUGAGAUCCUUGCGAAGCCCAGCCUCAUCUCAAGCCUCGCGACACCCAGCGACAUCGUCACCUAUGGCAGCCUGACGGCCCUGGCCAGCCUGGACAGGGAGCAACUACAGAAGAACUGCCUCAAUUGCUACAUGUUCCGGCCUCUUUUUGAAGCAGAGCCGCACCUCCGCAAGGCCCUCAGCCACUUUGUCAACGGCCGAUAUUCCAGCUGCUUGUCGAUACUGGAAUCCGCGCGCUCCGAGUACCUGCUCGACAUUCACCUUCACAAGCACGUCCCGGCACUUUUCGCCCUCAUCCGGAGCAAAUGCAUCCAACAGUACCUCGUUCCCUUUUCCUGCGCCACCAUUGAGAGCUUGGAGGCUGCUUUUUGCAAGCCGGGCCAGUCCAUCGAGGCAGAGCUCGUCGAGAUGAUUCGCGGCGGAAAGCUCAAUGCGCGCAUUGACAGCAAGGAAAAGCUUGUGAUUGCUGUUCGCCCUGAUGCGCGCACCGAGAUGCAAGCCGAGGCUCUCAAGGCAGCCCGCGAGUACGAGAAAGAGGCCAAGGAGCGUCUCCGGCGCAUCAGCCUCGUGAGCGCCGGCCUCGAGGUUGUUCCCGCAAAGCGGUCGCACGACAUAGCGCCUGGAAUCAGCCACGAUGAGUCCUGGUUUGAAGAGAGCCGGAGCCUCGCCUCGGCUGGCGCAGGCCCCGUCGAGGGCCGGGGUUGA
This is a messenger RNA of Purpureocillium lilacinum, 1506 nucleotides long. RefSeq lists its product as uncharacterized. The record is from RefSeq and is a predicted model, not a curated record. NCBI's taxonomy places the organism in Eukaryota, Fungi, Ascomycota, Sordariomycetes, Hypocreales, Ophiocordycipitaceae. Gene Ontology annotation, cellular component: COP9 signalosome.